AAUAUGGCUUGGAUAAAAAAAAUUAAAAUUAGAUUUCCUAAAUUUCGUUGUUUUAAAAACAAAAAAAAAAAAAAAAUGGAAGAUGUCGCUGUAAUCAAGUUGGUGAUUUGCCAAAAAUGGUGGAUCGAGUGGGGGCUGUUACUUGUGACGAAAACAUUCAAAUAUUAGUUAAUGACGUUCCGGGAUUAAGCGAGGAAGAGAAGUCACAACUGAUGUCAGUGAUGUUAAAAGCAAAGGAGUUUGAUGUUCAGGAAGAGAAUAAAAUGAGGAAUCCAUUAGAAGGUUUAUUAUUCAAAUAUACAAACGUAGUGAAAGGAUGGCAAUUUAGAUGGUUCGUAUUGAAUCCAGAAACAGGAUAUUUAGAAUAUUACAUGGUAAGUAUAUAUUAUAAUUAUAAAUCAUAGAAAUAGGUAUGCAUUUAAUUAAUAAAUUUGUAAAUUAUAGGUUUCAAACAGUAUGUAAGUUUUUUCUUAUACUCAUAAUGUUUAAGCGGAUAUUUAAUUUAAAUGUAAACUAAUCACAUUUAUAGUAAUAUCAUUGUUAUUUUAACUAAUUAACUAACAAUACUAUUACCAUAAAAUUUCAAAAAAGUGGUUAGGCAUAAAUAUUCCUACAACUUCUAAAAUAUUUUGUCUAAAUUCUGAAAAAGUUUCCUCUCCUCACUUUAAGGCUUUUCCAAUUAUAAUAAUAAUAGUUGGGUUACCAGGCUUCACUUGGAAAAAUUAUAUAUAAUCUUUACUUAAUAUACUCAUAUAAAAAUGUACUCGGAAAAAGAAUAUGUACGUGAUAAUCUUACAAUAGAUCUGACCCAAAAACAAUUUUACAUUGAUAGAAAUUCUAGGGACUCACUGACACUCUGGCACAGGUGAAAAUGACAAUAAGUUUAAUAUUGCAUACAUUAUAACAGGCUGCCAAGCUUUCACUGAUGUCCACUUUCAUCUGUUAAUGACUACAUUAACUUGUAUUUGAAUUUCAUGGUUUAUUUUAGACCCACUGGCCUCUAGGCAAAACUUCCUAUUUAUGUAAAAGCUCUGAUAAGAACCAGGUUUGAACUAUUUACUCUUGCAAAUGAUAUCAUAAUUCUAUAAAAGCUUAUAAAAUUGAAGUUUUUGGAAAUGGAAAAUAUGGAAGGAUACUGAUUAUUUUAAACAGUAAUAUUUUAUAACUUUAUACUUACACUGAAUAUAAGUACUUAUACUGAAUAAGUUUUGUGUGGACAGACAUGAAUUCAAUUUUAUACAUAUGUGCUGAUACCUAAAAGCAAAAAUUAUUAUUAAACCCUCUACUAUACAACACAAUUUCAUUUAAUGCAAAUUUUCAUUAAAU
Centruroides sculpturatus (bark scorpion) is the source of this 1326-nucleotide messenger RNA. RefSeq names its product oxysterol-binding protein-related protein 11-like. The record is from RefSeq and is a predicted model, not a curated record. NCBI's taxonomy places the organism in Eukaryota, Metazoa, Arthropoda, Arachnida, Scorpiones, Buthidae. The coding region runs from base 117 to 404 and encodes 95 amino acids. The transcript is spliced from 4 exons.